Molecule: messenger RNA, 208 nt
Organism: Gregarina niphandrodes
Lineage: Eukaryota; Apicomplexa; Conoidasida; Eugregarinorida; Gregarinidae
Exons: 1
Source: RefSeq, a predicted model, not a curated record
AUGAUCUUGAAGAAACAUCUGGCGCAGAUAAAAGACUAUGUUCGAACCAUACGCAAACCACUACUCAUUUUUACGGACAACGCACUACUCAAUACCGCUCUUAACCAACCACAGACCGACGAUAAAGGAGACACAUACUACUUUGCAAACAAAAUACUAAGACUACUUAAAACUACCGACGCCGUUAUUACAUACCACCAUAUUCAUG